CAGUUCUCGAAAACCAAAGGAAAACUCGCUCCUGUUCGAUUCCGAAGCAAUAGUCAUUCGUUACCUGAUGCUUAUAUAGUACGGCCAGCGACAACGCGACAGAUUUCAGACCUCACCGUUUGACCUGCUCAACGGGCCUCGUAUUUCCCCUUUCGCCUUGUAACCCAAGCGCAUCGCAUUUCAGCUCAGGAGACAGCGAGUCUUCCCAACCGCAACCAUGGACGGCAAGAAAAGAGAUGAUGAUUAUUCCAUUGAGAUCCCUACGAAGGCGUCCCGCUCUUCGCCAGCACUCAACAGGCCGUCGCCCAGCAUGGGGAUGCCUUUGGCGCCUUCGAGCAUUGUGAACAACCCAGGGCUUUCUGUGCUUGCAUACUGUUUGGCCUCCAUCAGUAUGACUGUCAUCAACAAGUUCUGCGUUUCAGGAGAUAAAUGGAAUAUGAGCUUCUUCUUCCUGGGAUUCCAGUCAAUCGUUUGCAUUAUUGCGAUUCAGGCUUGCAAAUCCAUGGGCCUCAUCAAAGACCUAGCGAAGUUUGACAAUGAGAAGGCAAAGAGAUGGUUCCCAAUCUCCCUUCUUCUCGUUGGAAUGAUCUACACAAGCACCAAGGCCCUCCAAUUCCUCUCUGUACCAGUGUAUACCAUUUUCAAGAACUUGACUAUCAUCGUUAUUGCAUACGGAGAAGUCCUUUGGUUCGGAGGAAGCGUCUCUCCUUCGUCCCUUUUCGCAUUCGGACUCAUGGUUCUCAGCUCCGUCAUUGCUGCAUGGGCAGAUGUUCAGCACGCUCUAGCAGCCAGUGCUGGCACCUCGACCCUUUCUGGCCAAAACAUCGAGGCAGCUGCCCAGCUUUCUACCUUGAACGCUGGCUAUGCUUGGAUGGGACUUAAUGUUUUCUUCACGGCCUCCUACGUCUUGGGCAUGCGCAAGACUAUCAAGAAGAUGAACUUCAAGGACUGGGACACCAUGUUCUAUAACAAUCUCCUUACCAUCCCAGUGUUGAUCGUCCUCUCCAUCCUCAUCGAAGACUGGUCAUCCGUAAACUUCAACGCCAACUUCCCCGUCGAGUCUCGCAACAGCCAAAUUCUGGCAAUGAUUUACUCUGGCCUGGCCACCAUUUUCAUCUCCUACGCCUCAGCAUGGUGCAUCCGUGUUACCUCAUCGACCACAUAUUCCAUGGUUGGAGCUCUCAACAAGCUGCCCAUUGCCGUUAGCGGUCUUGUCUUCUUCGAUGCCCCUAUCACCUUUGGUAGCGUGUCAGCUAUUCUGUUGGGUUUCGUCAGUGGAAUGGUCUACGCAUGGGCAAAGGUCAGACAGGCUGCUGCAUCAAAGAUGAGCCUGCCAACCACCAACAUUCCGAUGAGCGCCAGCAGCCAAAGCGCGCGUGAUGCUAACGCAUCUAAAUUCUGAGAUCGCAACAAUCGCUCAGACUAUUCUUAAAGAAGGCUCUUGUCAAAAGAGCCUCUAAGGUUUAAUACAGGCCUGUUCUUGGAAUUCAAAGCCUCCGGGACACGCGGAUAGAGAGAUGUUUGGCUUAUGAGGUUGGGGGG
Messenger RNA from Pseudogymnoascus verrucosus, 1542 nucleotides. Its product is annotated as GDP-mannose transporter into the lumen of the Golgi. Gene Ontology annotation, cellular component: Golgi apparatus. Bases 218 to 1402 code for a protein of 394 amino acids. The transcript has 4 exons. The record is from RefSeq and is a predicted model, not a curated record. Lineage: Eukaryota; Fungi; Ascomycota; Leotiomycetes; Thelebolales; Thelebolaceae. Gene Ontology annotation, molecular function: antiporter activity; GDP-mannose transmembrane transporter activity.